AUGGGCAAGCGUAGAAGAAAGAACAGGACCCACCUUAAGGGCGCACAGGCAAGCGAGGCCGAGGUCAGCGCCCCCAAGUCGUUUGUCAUCAAGUCUGGGCAUGUGACAAAAUCAGUGGAAGCACUCGUCCGCGACGUCCGCCAGGUCAUGGAGCCCAACACGGCUACCCGCCUUCGCGAGCGCCCAGGAGCCCGCCUUCGCGACUAUCUCACCAUCGCGCCGACACUCGGCGUCACCCACCUCAUGGGGUUUACGCUCACUGAUGCCGCGAAUCUGCAUCUCCGCGUAGCGCGUCUCCCCCAGGGCCCAACGCUCACCUUCCGUGUGCUGCGCUACUCGCUGAUGAAGGACAUCACCAACGCCCGCGGGACGCUGCGCAACAUCGCCAAGUCACCUGGCGGCGAGUACCGCAACCCCCCGCUGCUCGUGCUCAACGGGUUCCAGCAGCCAACUGAUGGCACCGCACUGCCGCAGCUCCGCCUCGUCUCGACUAUGUUCCAGGGCCUCUUCCCUCCCAUCCAGGUCGAGAAGAGUGCUCUCCCGACUUUCCGCCGCGUCCUCCUCGUCUCGUACAACCACUCCACGGGUCUCGUGAGCAUCCGGCACUUUAUCAUCAGCGUGCGCCCGCAGGGUGUUUCGCGCCGCGUUCGCAAGCUCCUUAACCCAUCCAAGGCACCGGACCUUACCCGCGCCGACGACAUUGCCGAUUACCUCCUUCGCCGGCGAGGAAGCAGCCCGGGAUCGGAGGGGUACGACAGCAUGAGCGAGAGCGAGGCGAGCGAGGCGGAGAGUGACUCGAACGCCGUCGAGCUGCCCGAGGACUAUGUCGGGCGCGGGAACCGUAAGGGCGAGCGUAAGGCUGUCCGUCUGCUUGAGACUGGGCCGCGACUCGAGCUGCAGCUCGUCAAGAUCGUCGAGGGUCUGGUCGGGAGCAAGCGUGGCGAGGGACAAACCGUGUUCCACCACUUUGAGGCGCGAAGCAAGGGUCAGAACGCUGCUCAGCAGCGCGCACACGACGAACGGCGGCGGUUGCGCGAGGCCCGCCGUGCUGAGCAGGCUGCGAACGUCGCGCGCAAGAAGGCAGAGAAGGCCAAGGCCAAGGGCGAGGACGAGGAGGAAGAGGAGGAGGAGAGCGACGUUGACGUCGACGGGCUGUCUGACAUGGACCCCGAGGAGGCGCUUGAGCGUCGCCGCGCUGCCGCGGAGGAUGAUGACGACGAGGAGGAGGAUGACGAGGACGGAUUUGACUACGAGGACCACGGUGCGGACGCCGACGACGACGACGGGUGGGACGCGGAUGCUCUGGCUGGCGACGUCAGCGACGAGGAGGAAGAGGAGAGCUCUGACGAGGAUGAGGUGCGGCCGCCACCGCCGAAGCGCCGCGUGAAGCCCAAGCACUAG
Messenger RNA from Cutaneotrichosporon cavernicola, 1401 nucleotides. RefSeq lists its product as uncharacterized. The record is from RefSeq and is a predicted model, not a curated record. Gene Ontology annotation, biological process: rRNA processing; ribosomal large subunit assembly. The transcript has 3 exons. The coding region runs from base 1 to 1401 and encodes 466 amino acids. Gene Ontology annotation, molecular function: rRNA binding. NCBI's taxonomy places the organism in Eukaryota, Fungi, Basidiomycota, Tremellomycetes, Trichosporonales, Trichosporonaceae. Gene Ontology annotation, cellular component: preribosome, large subunit precursor.